AUGGUGAAACUCGGAGAAUCGGAGAACGCAAAGGUGUCCUUCAACAAGUUGGUGGACCCGGACGAUUCCUUUUUCGAUACUGUCUAUAAAAGACUGUUCAGAUAUGCAGCACCAAAUCUUUUCAUAUGGGGAACAUUAGCACCGGCACAUGAUGCCCUUUUACCGCGGGCAACAAUGGCAUGUAUACAGCUGGGAGUUGGUGCAGUGACGUUGUACGGAGCGUUCCGGCGGUUCAGCCCUUCGGUUAGUGUAUCGAGAAGAAGAUUCACUAGAUUAGCAUGCUUAUUUGCCGGAUCUGGAUUGACAGUAACUGCACUCAAGGAGUUGGCAUGCGAUCUAGAGCCGAACUCGAACCCUCUCUACAUUGAAAUCAAGCUGGCGCGGGAGUUUAACGCCGAAAAACCAACAAAAUUGUCGUUUUCUUCGUAUUGGAACGGACCGAAGAAUUUCAUGCCUAUGAACAACGCACAAUACUGGAAGAUGAUAUAUUCGCUGGAUCUCAACCAGAUGAUGGCCGACCAGUACGAGGAGUCGGAUCUCAUGCAGAAAUAUAGGGGCUUGCUUGAGAAGUUCCGGAAUGAGAAUGUGUCGAUAGAGGAAAUCCUUACAGACAAGAUUUCUGAUGCUGUGAGAGCUACCAGCAGCUCGAAAAUCGGCGAUUACAAAGAUGUACGUGCUCCAUUUGAGCUUAACAGCGUUGAUAACAAGAACAACUUGAAGUCAACGACUCUCGGGACGUGGUUUGCAAACCACCCGGUGGAUAAACUACAACUGUCCGAGUACGGUGAGUAUUUGGAUUACGAAUUUCCUCGCAUGAAGCUGGAUGACCAAAAGGAGGCCAAGAAAUGA
Brettanomyces bruxellensis is the source of this 849-nucleotide messenger RNA. RefSeq lists its product as uncharacterized. The record is from RefSeq and is a predicted model, not a curated record. Lineage: Eukaryota; Fungi; Ascomycota; Pichiomycetes; Pichiales; Pichiaceae. The coding region runs from base 1 to 849 and encodes 282 amino acids. The transcript has a single exon.